Messenger RNA from Aplysia californica (California sea hare), 567 nucleotides. Its product is annotated as solute carrier family 28 member 3-like. The transcript is spliced from 4 exons. NCBI's taxonomy places the organism in Eukaryota, Metazoa, Mollusca, Gastropoda, Aplysiida, Aplysiidae. The record is from RefSeq and is a predicted model, not a curated record. Gene Ontology annotation, biological process: nucleoside transmembrane transport. Bases 1 to 567 code for a protein of 188 amino acids. Gene Ontology annotation, cellular component: membrane. Gene Ontology annotation, molecular function: nucleoside:sodium symporter activity.
AUGCUUUACCACCCCUGUGUUAUGCAAGUCAUCAUCGGCAAAAUUGCCUUUGUCAUGAGAGUUACCUUGGGCACCACAGCUGCUGAGUCUUUGUGUGCUGCAGGGAACAUCUUUGAAGGACAGACUGAGGCACCAAUAAUGGUUCGUCCAUUUCUGGCUCUCGUGACACGUUCUGAACUCCAUGCUGUCAUGAUUGGAAGGUUUGGCACCAUAGCUGGUGCCAUACCCUUGGAUUGCAUGAUGGGUGUGGAGUGGGAAGAGGCUGGAACAGUCGCCGAGUUGCUUGGAGUAGAGACUUUCCUCAACGAGUCUCUUGCAUAUGACAAACUGUCAAGUUUUAUCGACAAUCGGAUUCGCUCAGAGAUUAUAGCCACCUACGCUCUGUGUGGGUUUGCUAAUUUAGGCUCCGUUGGUAUCCAACUUGGAGGUCUGUGCCCUAUGGUUCCUAACCGGCUGGGAGACCUAGCUCAGCUGGCAGUAACUGCUCUGCUUGGUGGCAUCGUCACAAACCUCCUGACUGCAUGUGUGGCUGCUGAGUCCACUAAUAGAAAUAUGGGAGGUUCCUGA